AUGGGCUGUGACGGAACUGAAUAUGAUUUGAAGUCAAAAAGGGGACUGAUAGGGGAACAAGCGCCCAGUGGCGGUAAAAUGACUCAGUUACCCGCAGAGCUCAUCCAUUUCAUAGUCGCGCUCGUCGACCGUCAGACGCUGCACACCCUGCUAUUUGUGUCCCAUCAGUUAUAUCUGAUCGCUGGCCCAUUCCUCUAUGCCGAAAUUCACUUCGUUUCUGGCCUUAUCAGAACCUCCGAACGCUUUCUACGGACAAUAACUGAAUCCCCCGGUAAUAAGUGCGGAAGUCAAGUGCGGCAGAUAACUCUGGGUAUCUCCGCUUUUUGUGAAGAUAGAUAUCGGGACAUCUACAAGCCUAUGCUUCAAAGGCUUCCGUUGCUAGAACGACUGCACAUUGUUGGGCUUGGGGUCGAGUCGAUUGCAUGUCUCCACGAGCUCGGAGGGUUCUUCUCUUUAACACACUUCUCGUGCCUUGUCUUUGGCACACCUGGUGUAGAAUCUGCCAGCCUCGCUCGAUUCAUCGAGUCUCAGCCCUUAAUCGAGUACUUGGGCCUCACUUCCUGGUUCGACGGACCUCUACAGAUCCGCCCCGGAAGCUUGCAGAACCUACGUGUGCUCCAUGUCUCUCUCCAGACUGCACCAAACAUCAUAAUUGGAAGAAACGUCACGCAUCUGAGGAUCGAAACGAGGUGGCACGACGACGAUGAUAGUCUCCAUUGGUCAGCCCUGGAUUGCGACGCGCUCCGCAGCGUGGUGGUCUUCGUUGUGAAGACUAUCCAGUUCGAUCGCUUGGAAAAUCUGGUUUCACGCAUGCCUAACUUGGAGCGCUUGCAACUGUCUCCUCCUCCUACGUCGAGGCAAGCACUACUGUCAAGAAUCACUACACUCAACGCACCGAAGCUUCGUCACAUACGUUUCGACGCUACAUUGCCCUUGAAAAAGCUCGACACGCCCAGUUCCCACUACCACGACGGGGUCAUGAAAGCUUUCAGUGUCAUGCGGAGCCUUUCUUGUGUUAGCUUCGGCGCGGGGAUUGAAUGGGACGCCGCCGUAGGGGGGGUUGAAGCGAAGCGUCUCCCCCCAUCGUAUGAUUUCUUCUUUGGUUCGGUUCCAUCGGUGAGACUUCGCUUCCGCCGUGAAUAUUCACCGUCGUCGCAAUGGUGGGAGGACUGGGAGAUGGACUAUGAUGUAGUAGAGGGCAGAGAUUGA
Messenger RNA from Pleurotus ostreatus (oyster mushroom), 1209 nucleotides. RefSeq lists its product as uncharacterized. NCBI's taxonomy places the organism in Eukaryota, Fungi, Basidiomycota, Agaricomycetes, Agaricales, Pleurotaceae. The coding region runs from base 1 to 1209 and encodes 402 amino acids. The transcript is spliced from 3 exons. The record is from RefSeq and is a predicted model, not a curated record.